Molecule: messenger RNA, 2628 nt
Organism: Suillus plorans
Lineage: Eukaryota; Fungi; Basidiomycota; Agaricomycetes; Boletales; Suillaceae
Exons: 5
Coding region: 1-2409 (802 amino acids)
Source: RefSeq, a predicted model, not a curated record
AUGGAGGAUCAUGAUCCUGACCAAAAGCGCCGCAGAGCAAUAAAUCCCUCAUACCCAUUCGUCGAUCAGGCUGAAUGGCAGCUAGCAGAAUUCAUCGUGCAGCGGCUGACCAAAACCGACAUUAACAAGUUUCUGAAACUAGACUGGUUUAAAACUAGUAGAUCCCGACCAUCCUUCAAGAGCGCAGAUCAACUAUUUGGCUGGAUUGAUGUAUUGCCAAGUGGCCCUCAGUGGCAAUCAACGACAUUCGAGUUUAUCGACUACACAACUGCGAGGCCAAUGGAACUCAUCUGGCGUGACGGUCUUGAAGUCGUUAAAGAUCUCUUUGCAAACCCGAUAUUUUCCAAUCACAUGAUGUACGAUCCCCACCUUGUUAUGACUGGCUCAGAGCGUGAAUACGGCGAAUUCUUCACUAGUGAGAGGGCUUUCACCAUUCAAAAUGACCUUCCAGAAGGCGCCACUAUAGUACCAAUCAUUCUUGCAUCUGACAAAACGCCCGUAACCAGGAUGACAGGAGGAUUAGAAAUGCACCCAAUAUUCCUUACGAUUGGCAAUAUUCAAUCCGAAGUUCGAAUGAAGGCCACCGCUCAUGCAUGGCGUUGUAUCGCAUUUAUCCCAAUUCCGAAGUUCGAUGCUCACGCAGACUAUCAAACGCUCCUCCAUGCCCGUCUCUUCCACAAAUGUAUGGACACGAUAUUCGCCAGAUGCAAAGUUGCCACAAAGAUUGGUGAAUACAUGGCAGAUCCCAUGGGUUAUAUCCGGCACUGUUUUACUCCGCUUGUCGCCUACACAGCCGACCUUCCUGAAGCACAGCUUGUUGCUUCUAAAUCGUUGAUGCUUAGUGGCGUCCAUCAACCGUUUUGGAGAGAUUGGAGGUUUGCGGAUCCUGGUUAUAUGUUGCCUGGCGAACUCCUUCACACCUGUCAUAAGUUUUUUGGUGACCAUGCUCUAAAAUGGUGCAAGGAAGUUGUUGGGGAGGAGGAACUCGAUGCGUGUUACAAGGCUCACCAUAAACGAGUCGGAACACGUCAUUUUGGCUCUGGCGUCUCCCACAUCAGCCAGAUGACUUGCCGGGAACAUCGCGACAUUGAACGCACCAUGAUUGCCACUAUCGCUGGCGCGACAAAUGCAACCCCCGAUUUCGUUCAUGCUAUACGUGCCCUCACCGAGUUCUUUUAUCAGGCACAGAGCCCCGUGCACACCGACUCAUCCAUCGCUUCUAUGGUUCAGUCCCUCGACGAGUUUCAUCGCUUAAAACAAGGCAUCCUCGAUGCCGGUGCUCGGAGAGGCAAGCGUGGAACCAUCGACAACUUUCUCAUCCCAAAGUUGGAGUUGUUUCACAGCUUUGCUGGAUCUAUCAGAGCUCUCGGUGGUUUGAUACAGUACUCAGCAGACGUCAGCGAACGGCUGUUGAUUACUCACUGCAAGUUUCCAUUCGAAAGGACCAGCCGGCAAGCCAAGAGUUUUACUUUACAGGUUGUUCAAAUUCUCAAUCGCGACGAAACCAUGCAGCGUUUCAAUCUUUACACGCUCCUGCAGACGCAUGGCGCACCGCUCGUUAAUGCCAUUGCUGCUGAAGAUGAUAUCGUCGCAGAGACAGAUCCUACCUUGGCAUGGAUAGCCCGCACGCUCCCAAGUCAGCAGAAGCGCUUCCAUGGUCCACGUCCAGUCCGCAACCACUUCAUAACAGGACUUCUUUCUGCAGAAGCUACUGCUGCAUUCCAUGUCACGGUCGCACCUGAUCGAAAAUCAUUUACCGUCCCCGAUCUGCAGUACACCUACGCCCUUCCUGACUUUGCUGUGGCGCUCACUGAGUAUAUUAGUAAGUCAUCCCAGGGUGCCCCAACAACAUCGUGGACCUGUCGGGGAGGUUCGGUUAGGACGUGGAACAAGUUCCGCAUACAACUCCUCUCCAACUUCCAGUCACGAGUUGUCAUGCCAAGUCAAAUCGUCCAGUCGUAUCCGCCCUCAGAGGCAUUCCCUUUUGGGAAUUGUGACGCAGUUCUCGUACAAUUAACUGAGAGUAAUGACGUCUACAUCGCACAAGUGCGUUGCGUUUUCCAACCUACCGCCAAGAAAGGCCGUACUUUGCCUCGCUAUCUUGAAGCUGCACCUCUCUUAUACGUUCAAUACUUCCAGAUCAAAGCCACGCCUGCUGACGAGCCAAGCGUUGGGAUGUACAGGGUGAAACGAAUCUUUCAUCAGGAUGAGACAGGUCGGAUCUUCCGACCUGGCAGCAUCAUUCCACUGACGGCUGUUACUUGUGCCGUCGAGCUCGUCCCUGUGUAUGGUUCGAAGAUGAAUCGCACGAUAACUGCUGCAAACUCGUUAGAGGUCUGUGAUGAUUACUACCUGAAUAAAUUUUCAGACAAGGAGGUUUUCCAUACGAUGCACACAGAUCUAAUGUAGAUUUUUUGCGUAUUGCCUGUAGUACUAGUUCUGCAAUUCAUUAUCUGCACACCUGAUCAAGUUUAGAUAUGAUAAUCUUGCACCGCUUGUGUCAUUCAGUUGUCAUUCAGUUCCCCGUUCGCAUUUUGGCCUAGUUAGUUACUUAAUGCAACUCGUCCGAGACUAGGCCAAAUAGGGAUCGUUGAACGAUGCUUUCGCGACGGUUUCAGAUAUCAGAUG